AUGGCAGCAAGUGGGACGCCUGGUAUUGUGGUGGCGACGGUCGACGACGUGGUCGUCCGCGGUGCUGACGAGGUCUGUCUCGUUCGCGACGCGCGGUGCGUCCUCACCACGUACGAGUUGUACAUGUUCGGUAAGGACGACAGCGGCAGGCGGAAUCGGGCACUCCGGUUUCCGCUGGAAAAUUUGGCGUCGUUUAGGGGAUCGUCGUCCUUCCUCGCCCGCUACUCAAAGAUCCUCGUGACGGCCAAGGCCUCAGCCGGCAGCGAGUACGAUCUGCGGCUCUCGUUCCAUGACAAGGGCUACAAGGACAUGCUCGCCAAGCUGGCAGACACGGUCAAGAUGAAGCUCUGGGUCGAUCGGCCGUCAAAGGCCAACAAUAAUCGCAGACCGGCCGCCGCCGGUCCGUCCGAAGGCUUCUCCACACGAUCAGCGGGCAUCUCGGGCAUCAUGCGGCGGGUCGACCGGCAGGCGCGCGAGGAUGAGGCGACACUCAGCGCGGCGUUUGCGGAUCUGGACACGCUCAUGGCCAAGACCCGCGACAUUGUCAAGCUCGCGGCACGGGUCAAGGCCGCUCAGGAGCGGGCGGCGCGGUCGCGGCGGCGCGAGGCCGACGCGGCCGAGGCCAAGGACGAGGUUGAUCUGCAAGACCACCUCAUGUCACUGGGCAUGGGCUCGGUCUCGGCGCCGUCGGUCUCGCGCGCGGCAGCAGGCUCGACCUCGGCCUUCCACACCCAGCUCGCCCGCGAGUUGGCGGCGUUCCUCACACCGAUCCUGGCCGACCGCUCGACUCACGGCGUUCUCCCGCUCACCGAUGUGUACUGCCUCUACAACCGCGCUCGUGGGACCGACCUUGUCUCGCCCGACGACAUCCUCGCGGCUGUCGCCGCCUUUGGCUCGCUCUCGCCGCCUGUCGGCAUGUCGCUCCACGAGUUUGCGUCCGGCGCCAAGGUCGUCCAGUCGGACGCCUACUCUGAGGAGGCCAUGACUGCCACCAUCCUCGACCUCGCCACCGCCUCCGACCACGGCGUCUCGGCCUCGGAGCUCGCUGCCGCUGCCUCGCUCUCGCUCAUGCUUGCUCGCCAGCAGCUGCUCCGUGCCGAGGAGCGCGGCAUCGUCUGUCGCGACGCCUCGGUCCACGGCCUCUACUUUUCCACAACGCGUUUCCCGACUUUGUGCAGAGCUUGUAGCAUUGUGGUAAAGGCAGUGGCAAUUGUGCGUGGUUGUGUUGCUGACUACUAG
This is a messenger RNA of Thecamonas trahens ATCC 50062, 1239 nucleotides long. Its product is annotated as vacuolar protein-sorting-associated protein 36. Lineage: Eukaryota; Apusomonadida; Apusomonadidae. The transcript has 2 exons. The record is from RefSeq and is a predicted model, not a curated record. Gene Ontology annotation, biological process: protein transport to vacuole involved in ubiquitin-dependent protein catabolic process via the multivesicular body sorting pathway. The coding region runs from base 1 to 1239 and encodes 412 amino acids. Gene Ontology annotation, molecular function: ubiquitin binding. Gene Ontology annotation, cellular component: ESCRT II complex; late endosome membrane.